GUCUACUACUCCCUCAAGUAGCAUAAAAGAGUCCGUUAGUAGAGUUAACCAUCAAACAUAGCUAACCAUGAAGAAAAUCUUCUUUUCUGUUCUCUUCCUCCUCUCCUUCCUCUUCUGCCUUGCCAAUGUAAGCCAGGCUGCAGUUCCAUGCAGCACAGUGGACGCAAAGGCAGCUGCCUGCGUUGGGUACGCUACCGGCAAGGCCCCCACGCCCUCUCCAGCAUGCUGCAGUGGGCUGCAACAGCUUGCUCAAACAGUCAAAACAGUUGAUGACAAGAAAGCUAUUUGCAGGUGCUUGAAGGCUGCCUCCGGUUCUUUGGGAAUUAAAGAUCAGUUCCUGAGCAAGAUUCCUGGAGCUUGCAAAAUCAAUGUUGGGUUCCCUGUCUCUACCAGCGUUAACUGUGAAACGAUUCACUAGAUUGAAAUGGAGCUGAGGCAGUUGUAGUGUCCUAGAGAGACAAGAGGGAGUUGAAUAAAACAGGAUAGGAGGUCAUAUCAUAUGUAUGUGGUCCUAGUGAGAUCCUAUACUUUGGACCUUAAUAUUCAUGCUGCCCAAGUUCGCUUUUUUAAAAGGCAUCAAAUCAGUUCUCCUUAAUUUUAUGUCA
Molecule: messenger RNA, 605 nt
Organism: Hevea brasiliensis (rubber tree)
Lineage: Eukaryota; Viridiplantae; Streptophyta; Magnoliopsida; Malpighiales; Euphorbiaceae
Product: non-specific lipid-transfer protein D, cotyledon-specific isoform-like
Exons: 2
Coding region: 68-418 (116 amino acids)
Biological process (GO): lipid transport
Cellular component (GO): membrane
Molecular function (GO): lipid binding
Source: RefSeq, a predicted model, not a curated record